UUGGGGCCUUUUCCCCGUUCACGUCAGGGAAAUAGGUACAUCCUUGUUGGGGUAGACUAUUUCUCCAAGUGGCCGGAUGCGUACCCUAUUCCUAGCCAAGAUACGGAAACCGUGGCUACUGCCCUAGUUGAAGGCAUGUUUAGUAGGUUUGGCAUGCCGCUAGAACUCCAUUCAGACCAGGGGCGUAAUUUUGAAAGUAAAGUUUUUCAUCAUGUGUGCGAUCUGCUACACAUUCGGAAAACGCGCACCACCCCGCUUCACCCCCAGAGCGACGGUUUGGCCGAGCGAUUCAUCCGUACUUUAUCGGCUCAGUUGGCUAUGGUGGUAAACAAGGACCAACGCGACUGGGAUCAGCAACUACCUUUGGUUCUCCUGGCAUACCGGACAGUGGUCCAGGAGUCUACGCAGUGCACCCCUGCCAUGUUGAUGCUGGGCCGGGAAUUGAGAACCCCAGCCUCUCUCGAGUAUGGUUUGCCACCAGAAAGGGAAGAACGUCAGUCUGGACUAGACUAUGCCCGCUGUCUUCAGGACCGAAUCGACAGGGCUCACGCGUUCGCACGGGACCAUCUGCACAAGGCUGGCCUUACCCAAAAGCGGCAUUAUGACAUCAGGGCCAGAGAACACCCGUACUCCUCCGGCGACCGAGUGUGGGUGUAUAGUCCCCGACGGAAGAAAGGUCUCUCCCCCAAACUUGACAGUGCAUGGGUGGGCCCUUGCCAAGUGCUCGAGCGCGUGGGCGAAGUAGUGUACUGGGUGCAGAUGUCACCAAGGGGACAUCGGGUGUUUCUGCAUCAGGAUCGGUUGGCGCCUUACCGGGGAAGGGUUUGUGCUGAUGAAAGGAUCGAAGCACCAGCCGACCAGGAUGUAAACCAAGAACAGCCCGAUUCAGCGCUGGAGACGGUGGGAACAGAAAUGCCUUCUACAGAUGACGUCACGCGUCCUGAGCGGCCCAGAUGA
Messenger RNA from Polypterus senegalus (gray bichir), 957 nucleotides. RefSeq lists its product as uncharacterized. NCBI's taxonomy places the organism in Eukaryota, Metazoa, Chordata, Cladistia, Polypteriformes, Polypteridae. Gene Ontology annotation, biological process: DNA integration. Gene Ontology annotation, molecular function: nucleic acid binding. The record is from RefSeq and is a predicted model, not a curated record. The transcript has a single exon. The coding region runs from base 136 to 957 and encodes 273 amino acids.